CAACUCCUCGCUCGUAACAAAUUGCAUCUUUCACUCUUCGCUCCCAGACAGGUCUUGUGUGACUAAAAAGGGACCAUUCGCCAUUGACCAUAUUGUUUAGUAACUGGUUGCAGCGUUGACCAGUUGACCUACCUUUACUGUGAAACCAGAGGAAAUAUCGCGACAGUCUUAGUGAUCGUACAGCCGAAACUCCUACCUAGUCUUCUAGGUGGCAACAAACCUCGGUUUUGACAACUUGCAUAAAAAACAUAUAGUGAAAAUCGGACAUAAACUUUUGAGUUUCCAUACUAAAUCCAAUCAGUUUAUCUGCCAAUUUGUAUAUAUCUAAUAUAGGAGAGCAAAACCAUUCCAUGAGCAAAACAUCUUUGUUUUUAACUCCCCGACGACGCAAAAAGAGGGGUGUUAUAAGUUAAACGUGUCUGUCUGUGUAUCGGUCAAUGCCAUCGUAGCUCCCAAACGAAUGAACCGAUUUUCGAUAGUAUUUUUGUGUCAUAGAUACAGAGUGUUAUUAGCCAUGUUUCAUAAAAAUCGGUUCAGCCGUUCAAAAGUUGUAAGAAAUGAAUAUUGAAAGUUGUUUAAUUUGUCUGUACUGUACUUUAUUACUCUUUACCAUUUCCUGUCAUCCAAACUUGCCCACCUUAUUAACGAAAAAGAUCCACAUAAAGAUUAUUAAAUUCUUUUUGCUGUCUUUUAUUUCAUCAAUACUCCGUCAAAUAUACACUUUGUCGUCAAUGAGAAAAUAUUUGUUCUAAAUGGCAGCGAAAUUUUAAUAAUGUGAAUAAUUUUAAAUGUUUCUAACUAUAAAUUUAAUUUCACGAAAUUCCUGAAUGAUAUUGUCCAGGGAAAUACAUCCUAAAGUCACAACCAAGCUCGGUCUCUACCGGAAUAAUGAGUAAUCAACGCGCCCCGAAGCCAGACCCGCGGCGAACUCAAAUCAACUCCAACGCAAACGUUAAAUGGAAAUCAGAUAUCUGUAUAAAUGCCACCAACAAAGGUUCAUACACAAUUUUCAAGUCAUCUACUGGUACAAAUAUUACCGAUGCGAAAAACAGGCAAAAAGAAUAUUACAAACGAUACGAGCAUGACGAACUUCCAGUAAAAGACAAUAACGUAUCGAAAGGGAAGUCGUCGAUUUUGAAAAUCACUGAUAAUACAAACAAAUCAAUCACUAACUCCGAUUUGGACAGGCUAGAACAAAAGCUAUAUAAGAAUCUAUCGCAAGACCUCCAAAUAGAGCACGCCUCCGCGACCAGUCUCGAGUCCAACAUCAAGUUCUUCAAAUCGACGAUACAAGAAAUUUUCAACACUUUUCAAUCCAAUUUGCGAGAUUAUGACGUUUACAAACAAAAACUUAACGAAAUCCUAUCUAGAACUCAGGAGGAAUCCAUAUCCGACAUGGAGAAUUUUAUCAAAGAUAUGAUACAGAACAUAAUAUCGUGCGAAUCUUCUUUUCAGUCUUUGGUAACCAACGACAAUAUGGUUCAAGUUGAUAAUCAAGUUGAAGUGCAAGACUGUGAAACCAGCACGAUGCAAGACGACGCGUCCAAAACCGAUACAUUAGAUUCGCUCAAAACAUUCGACACGAGCUACGAUGAAAGUGUACAGUUAAUAGUAGAAGCUUAUAAAAAUGACAACUAUCUUACUGAUUCCACUUUUAACGAAAAUAACUCAAAAAAGAACCACACAAUCGAUAAUCGAGUUAACGUAUAUUUGUUGAGUACCACACCUUGCAUUAUAAAGAUGAACGAUCGCAGUCUGUUGUCUGAAAUCAAUAUUAAAAAGAACUCAGAAGGUGCAUCGUCGUAUGUAGCUUCGACGGAGAAUAUCAAGAAAUUGGCCGCAAAGAAGAUAGAAAUUGAGCAAUACGAGUUGCAGCCACAAAACAUAUCGGACAGAGAGAUACCGGUGAAAGUUUCCUUUGCAAAGAAAAAUCUAUGCGGAAGCGACGACAGAGUCGAGCAGGAUAAAGAAGUGGAAGAUUGUAGCAAGUCAUUCAUUUCUAAAAUCUGCAACUUCCUCUGCAAGAAGUUGAGAAGGAAUUCUCUCACGUGAAUACAUACAUAUAGCAAUGCAAAUUAAUUCAAAUCGCUAGUGAAAAUAAAGACCUUUUUAAUGGAA
Messenger RNA from Plodia interpunctella (Indianmeal moth), 2118 nucleotides. RefSeq lists its product as uncharacterized. The coding region runs from base 889 to 2052 and encodes 387 amino acids. The transcript has 3 exons. Lineage: Eukaryota; Metazoa; Arthropoda; Insecta; Lepidoptera; Pyralidae. The record is from RefSeq and is a predicted model, not a curated record.